Molecule: messenger RNA, 3531 nt
Organism: Halichondria panicea
Lineage: Eukaryota; Metazoa; Porifera; Demospongiae; Suberitida; Halichondriidae
Product: DNA-directed RNA polymerase I subunit RPA2-like
Exons: 31
Coding region: 31-3450 (1139 amino acids)
Biological process (GO): DNA-templated transcription
Cellular component (GO): RNA polymerase I complex; nucleus
Molecular function (GO): DNA binding; ribonucleoside binding
Source: RefSeq, a predicted model, not a curated record
UUUCACCCACGUGGCAGCCAAGAAGCUAAGAUGUCCCAGCAGACCAAGCUUGAUCCUCCUAACCUGAAGCAUCUGAGGCUGCCAGAGUACAGCAAACUGAAUGAGAGACAGAGAAAGAGCUUGCAAGACCUGGUACGCCAUCAUGUGGAGUCAUUCAACUUCAUGUUGGAGGAGGGGCUGGGCUAUGCAGUACAAAACCUACCGACUGUGGAGCUACUAGACCCAAGCAACAGGCGUCUCUCUCUCUUCAUUGAGGAGGCCAGUAUUGGGUACCCGACUGUGCCUGUCUCCAACCACUAUGCCAAGUCUGUCCAGAUCUUCCCCUCCGAGUGUCGACAGCGUGCUGCCACUUAUCGAGGUAAGCUCUCACUCACUGUCAAGUGGAUGGUGGAUGGCAGUCCAGCGGGGAGCAGUGUGCGCUUCCCUGGGCAAGUCCCUAUCAUGGUCAAGUCUAAUCGCUGUCGUCUUGCUAAUCUCGGCCCCAAAGAUCUGAUUAAACAUCACGAGGAGGCGGAGGAACUUGGUGGCUACUUUAUUGUGAACGGCAACGAGAGGCUAAUACGCAUGCUCAUCAUGCCAAGGAGGAACUAUCCGCUGGCCAUAGUGAGACCUAGCUGGAAGACUAGAGGGCCCAUGUACACUCAGUAUGGUAUCAUCAUCCGCUGUGUCAGGAAGGACCAAACAGCCGCUAACCUCACGCUCCACUACCUGACUGACGGCAGUUGCAUGCUCCAGUUCUCACGCAACAGAGAGAUGUACUAUGUACCUGUAGUGUUCGUCCUCAAGGCGCUGUUGAAUACAACAGAUGUGCAUAUUUACAACGAGCUCAUGAAAGGCAACAAAGACAACACGUUUCUGAAAGGAUGUGUUGCCGCCAUGCUGCGCUCUGCUCUGGAUGAUGGACUCACCACACAGCAGUCUGUCCUCAAGUUCAUAGGGGAGAGGUUCAGAGUCAAGAUGGCCGACACUCCGGCAUGGGUCAGCGACGAGGAUAUCACCAGAAACGUACUAAAGGAAUUGGUGUUGGUACAUUUGGACAAAGAUGUCGACAAGUUCAACAUGCUUGUACUGAUGACUCAUAAACUGUUUGCUCUAGCUUCUGGCAAGUGUUGUCCUGAGUCAUCAGAUUCCCCUGCCAACCAAGAGGUCCUCCUUGGAGGCCACCUAUAUCUCAUGGCCAUCAAGGAGAAGCUGGGAGGGUACCUGAACUAUGCCAAGUCUGAGCUGGAGAAACAAGUUAAAAUGCAUCCAGAAAAGUUUGAUAAUCUCACUAUUGCAAUCAAGCGUGUACUAGACCACGCCCCCGACGUGGGUCAGUUCAUGGAGUACGUCAUGGCAACAGGGAACCUGAAGUCACGCUCUGGACUGGGCCUACAGCAGCAAACUGGGUUCACUGUGGUGGCGGACAAGCUCAACUUCUAUCGCUACCUCUCCCACUUCCGAGCAGUGCACAGAGGAGCUUUCUUCUCACAGAUGAGAACCACUACUGUGAGGAAACUGCUCCCUGAGGCGUGGGGGUUCCUGUGUCCUGUACACACUCCUGAUGGAGCUCCCUGUGGUCUACUCAACCAUCUAGCAGCAGCUUGUCAGGUGACGACAUGUGUGCCCAACACCUCUCAUCUGCCUCGACUAUUAGUGAGCCUUGGGAUGACGCCCACAGGGUCACCCCUACCCUCUGGUCAUACCCACACGGACCACACCCUCCCUGUCGUACUGGACGGACGGAUCAUCGGUGAAGUGGACAGAAACAAAGCUCAAGAAUUAACUGAUAAACUGAGAACUCUGAAAUGCUUAGGCAAAGAAAAGGUACCGUCUAGUGUGGAGAUAGGACUAGUGCCUCACCUGACUGGCGGGCAGUUCCCGGGACUGUUCCUGUUCGCCACACCCUCUCGUAUGAUGAGACCAGUCCUCAACCUGGCCACCCACACACACGAGCUCAUUGGAUCAUUUGAACAAGUGUACAUGGAUAUUGCUGUUGUUCCAGAAGAGGCACACGAAGGACACACGAGUCACCUGGAGCUGGACGAGGGGAGCAUGUUCAGUGCACUAGCCACACUCACUCCAUUCUCUGACUUCAACCAGAGCCCCAGGAACAUGUACCAAUGUCAGAUGGCCAAGCAGACAAUGGGGACACCACUUCAGUCCUUCCCCUACAGAAUGGACGGCAAAUUAUACAGACUACAGAGCCCCCAGGCCCCGCUGGUUCGUACCUCCACCUACAACCAGUAUGGACUGGACGACUAUCCCCUCGGCACUAACGCUGUAGUAGCUGUUAUCUCCUACACUGGUUACGAUAUGGAGGAUGCUAUGAUACUGAACAAGGGCUCAGUGGAGAGAGGAUUCAAACACGCCACUGUGUACAAGAGUGAGAUGAUAGAUAUAUCCAACCCUGGUGUGCGUGACAAGCCUAGUCGCUUGUUUGGUGUGUUGCCAGGGAGCAAGGAGGAGGGCAAGCUGGAACAAGAUGGCUUCCCUCAGAUAGGCACUCUACUCAAAGAGGGAGACCCGUACUACAGUUAUUUUGACUUGGAUACUAAGUCGUCGCGAUUAUCUCGCUACAAGAGUAUGGAGCCAGCGUUCGUGGAUCAGGUCAAGCUGCUAGGCACCGAGACUGGGGACUCCCCCCUACAGAAAGCAUUUAUCAAGCUGAGAAUAUGUAGGAAUCCUAUAAUUGGAGACAAAUUUGCCAGUAGAGCAGGUCAAAAGGGAAUCUGUAGUCAGAGAUGGCCAUCAGAGAGUAUGCCAUUCACGGAGUCAGGAAUGGUACCAGAUAUCAUCUUCAAUCCUCACGGCUUCCCCUCCAGAAUGACCAUUGGUAUGAUGAUUGAGAUGAUGGCGGGCAAGUCCUCUUCCCUCCAUGGUCUCUGUCAUGACUGCACUCCAUUCAAGUUCUCAGAGAAGGACCCAGCAGUCGACCACUUCGGGAAACUACUAGUGAAAGCUGGCUACAACUACUUUGGCAACGAGCGUCUCUACAGUGGUAUAAACGGCCGGGAAUUCGAAGCUGAUAUAUUUAUGGGUGUGGUCUACUACCAGCGCCUGAGGCAUAUGGUGUCUGACAAGUUCCAAGUCCGAACCACAGGACCCAUUGACAUCCUGACCCACCAACCAGUGCAGGGCAGGCGCAGGGCCGGGGGGAUCAGGUUCGGAGAGAUGGAGAGAGACUCACUACUAGCACAUGGCGCCUCAUUCCUAUUACAAGAUCGUCUACUGAACUGCUCUGAUAAAUCAUUUUGUCGUAUCUGUAAGGAGUGUGGGAGUAUAGUGUCCCCGAUGCUGGACAAAGCCCCGCCCACCAUAUCCGCCCUCUCCGAUGUCCAACCAGAGUGGAGGUGUCGUAUGUGUCAGGACAAAGGUCAAAUUGACAUCAUCUCGGUCCCGUACGUGUUCAGAUACUUAGUAGCAGAACUGGCAGCCAUGAACAUAAAAGUUCAGUUAGAAAUUAGCUAAAAUUCAGUUCAUUUGAUUUGUGUACCAAUUUUAGUGCAAUAAUUAUGUUGGACAUCGUUAUUAGCGUUCUUGUCCCCAAUA